AUGUCUCCGGAGCUUUUGGCUCAGUCUGACGAUUCGGACGAUGAUGGUUGCGAGCAAAGGCCGGCACGAAGGCGAUACUUUCAAAAGACAACACAGCGCUUUUCUCUUGACAUCCGCUUCUGGUAUUGGCUUUUCUUGUGUAUGCUCUCGCUCUCGGUCAUCUAUAUCGCCAUGAACGUCUACAUUCUCACAAAACGAUGCACUGAGCUCUCCAACGGCGUUUCCACCGUCACCACGUUGGUCAAUCGUAUGGAUACGUUAGAGUCGAGCCUAGAGAAAAUGCUUUUGGAAUUUGAUCUCUGGAGGGAGAGUAUCGCAAAAAACUCUAGCAACUCUAGCCAGACAAGAAACGCUACAGAAUAUGUAUACGACGUCAUGGAACAUUUGACUAUGCAAGUGAAACAAUUAAAGAAAAACGUCGAUCACGCGUCCGGAGUGGCGGAAGACAUGACGCGACGUAUGACGACGGUGGAGUCGCGCUGUCUUGCUGUGUGUCGUCAACCGGUCGACCGAGGCAGCGACAAGCAGCGCCGGCGCCAGGCCGUUUCCGCCCUUGACGGCACCGACGACGUGAUCAUCUUUCGGAGGAACUGA
Molecule: messenger RNA, 594 nt
Organism: Angiostrongylus costaricensis
Lineage: Eukaryota; Metazoa; Nematoda; Chromadorea; Rhabditida; Metastrongylidae
Source: the annotation of a GenBank genome assembly